Molecule: messenger RNA, 948 nt
Organism: Drosophila nasuta
Lineage: Eukaryota; Metazoa; Arthropoda; Insecta; Diptera; Drosophilidae
Gene: Syx8
Product: syntaxin 8
Exons: 2
Coding region: 119-814 (231 amino acids)
Biological process (GO): vesicle fusion; intracellular protein transport; vesicle-mediated transport
Cellular component (GO): SNARE complex; membrane; endomembrane system
Molecular function (GO): SNARE binding; SNAP receptor activity
Source: RefSeq, a predicted model, not a curated record
CCCUGCACAAUAACAGUUGCUGUUAAUCAAUCAGCUGACUCGCGCAUUCAACAAAAAGCAAAAAAAAACAACGUAGUUUUCCAGUUGCAAUUGAUAAAAUGUACUAAAAAGGCGCAAAAUGUCGCUAGUGGAUCAUGACUCAUGGGACAUCGAAUAUGAAGGUUGCGAGCGCUUGAGGCAUCAAUUGCUCGUGCAGCUGAAUCAGCGUCGCCAGCAUGAGACGUCUCCCAACUCCACAGAAUACGUGAAACUCACAGGUAGCAUACAUUCCGGUUUGGAACAGUUGAACAAAGAUGUCAGCCACCUCAAGGUGGUGCUGGACAAUGCCAUCACCUGGGAAACUAGCCCCGAAUCGGAGCUGCAGCAACGUCGCAUCGACUGGGAUAAAUUGACCUCGCAGUUGCGCGUAAUUACCACGCAAUUCAACACCAGCACACGUGCCCAUCAAGCGGCGCUGCCCUCCAGCUCGGUGUGGCAAAAUGCGGGCCCUUCAAACCCAACUCCAAAUAGAAACCUGGAUGCCGAGUCCAUGAAGCGAUUGCAAACGGAGAUGCUGGAGAAUCAGAAUCGUGGCCUUGAGGUGCUGUCGGCGACCAUUGGACGGCAACGAGAACUGGCCACCGUACUGGGUAACGAGGUGGAGGAUCAGAACAACAUUCUGGAUAAUCUUUCGAAUACCAUGGAUCGUGUGGAGUCUGGAGUCCAGCGAGAUACUCGAAGCAUUGGCCAAAUCAAUCGCACCGACAGCACUUGCGGUUACUGGCUGGUGAUCAUAGCGCUCUUUGUGGCCAUUAUCAUUGUGUUGCUGGUCUAGCGUCUCAAUUGUUAUAUAUAUGUAUAUGUAUGUCUAUAUUCAGUUUUGAUUCCAAAUAAGAGUCUCGUAUUGACUCUGUGUAUGUUUAACUUUAAUGCUCCUACCACGAUUUUAAAUAAACUGUAAAGUUCUAA